GAAAAGAAGGCAAGCUGGUAUUUUGUUCGCGAUUAAAACUCUAAUUGAGGAAAUUUGAAAAUAAGUUGAAAAUUUGAUUUUUUGUAGGAAAAUACGAUUGUUGGUGUUAUAAUCGUUUAUUAAAAUAAGUUUAUAAGCAAUCUUAUGUGAUCAGAUGUGUCGCUGAGUAAAGGUUAGGUGCACGGUGUACAUAGAACGGCAAUCAUGAAUGAAGUAUUGAAUAAUAAUUUCAAGGAGUUAUACCCAGAGUUAGAAACGACUAUUAAAAAUGCAUCUUUUAUUGCCUUCGAUGCAGAAUUUACGGGAAUACAAUCAGACGACUAUUUUAAAUAUAGCCUUUUUGAUUCGCUUCAUAUUCGGUAUACAAAUUUGAAGGAAAACAUUGAGUCGUUCGUUAUAGUCCAAUAUGGCAUUGCUGCGUUUCAACAUAUCCCUGAUAUAAAUAGUUAUGCAGUAAAAUGUUACAAUUUUUAUUUAAUACCAAGAUCCUUACCAUUAAAAAAUAGGCAAUUUACAUGGCAAGUGUCUGCUUUGGAAUUUCUCUCCACAAAUAACUUUGACUUUAAUAAAUUUGCAGAUGGAGUAUCGUAUCUUGACGAAAUAGAUGAAACACGAAUGAAAAAUUUGUUGAAGGAAGGUAAAUUAGCCUGUAAUAUGCAACAUUUAACAUACCAAGAGGAAGAUAUCUUUAAAGACUGUAAAAAUACAGUUUCUAAAUGGUUGCAAACUAAACCACAUGAAAUCUCAUUCGAGUUAAAAAUGAUUUCGCCUACUUUACAAUAUAUGGUACAUAAAGAAUUGAGAAACAAUUUUGAAAAUAUUUGGACAGUGUCGAAACAUAAUGCAGUAGUAGUUAUAAGAGUAUCAGUUGACAUGCACUAUGUUUUAGAAAAAGAACAUGGCGAUGAUUUAGAAAAUGAAUUGUUAGAUUCUUAUGUAGGAUUUUGUAAAGUAUUUAAACUCUUAACUACUACUAAAAAACCAAUGAUAGGACAUAAUAUACUUCUGGACUUAAUGUUCAUACAUCAACAAUUUUAUAGACCAUUGCCAAAUGAAUAUAUACAAUUCAAAAAGAAUAUUCAUGCAUUGUUUCCACAAAUAUAUGACACAAAAUUGUUGAGUUUUGAAUUUAAGAAAUUAUUUGAGAAAGAAGUAACUUGGAAAAUAAAUUCACUGACUUCGAUAUAUGAAUAUUUUAAGACAGAUCAGGGGCGAUUUUUAGCAUUUAAUUCGCCAAAUAUUAAAUUAGAGGAUGCACCAUUAAAAGUGAAAAAUAACCACGUUGCAGGAUGGGAUGCAUACUUUACUGGGUAUAUUUUUAUAAAGAUGGCGCACAUUUUUAGUAUAAAAAAAUAUGGAGAGGGUUUAGAAGAAAGGCCAAUAACACAUUUUGAACUAAUGAAUGGCGUAAAACAUUUUGUAAACACCAUAAAUAUAACUAGAGGCAACUACGUAUGUUUGAAACUUGAUGGAAAAGACCCAGUGUCAACGAGACCAGAAUGGCUUCAUGUGAGGUUGAAGACGCCAUCUUUAAAUAUAAAAGAGAUAACUGACAGGUUUUCGUCUUUCGGACAUGUGGAUGUGAUGCCUUUUGCCCGGAAACGUGUCUUAUUGGCUGUCGCGAACCAUAGAAGCGCGCUGGAUAUAUUGAACCAUUUUAAGAACAACAAGGAAUUACAAGUGGCGCGAUACAACCCUAUAAAGCACGCUCCUACGAGUAUUAUCAUUUUAUGGGGCGGGGUCGUCAUCUCCGGUGGGAUAUUUGCCUGGGUGAUACAUGACAUGCUCAAGAACACAACUACAUUCAAUUAGCCGGAUAGCGUCGUCGCGACGCUAUUUAUCUGAGACGUCGCGUCGCAGUAUAAUAAGAAAUGACGAAUUUCGAAUUACUUACUCGCCGUCGAACGUUUCUAGUAUCGAUUAUGUGCGUCACGGAGAUAGAGAUAGAUGACGAAAGAGGGAGAAAAAUACUUUGGGAGCGACGAUGACGUAUCGGCGCCGAGAUGGCGAAACAAACCUCUUCAUUCUAUCCGACGACUGUUGUAACAUAAUUUUCAUUCAAGCGUGCAGUUGAGAGAACGGAGAAACGGUAAAAAGGAAAUAUGAACAUUGAUAAAGAAAAACAAGCUUUCAGUUUCCAAAACGCCUGCGUGACACCCCUUUCUACAACCGUUUGUUGCGUUCCUUCGCGAAUACCGGACCACCGAGGGGUCUAUUUCAAUUCUCGAUCGAGAAAUCAUGAGUGGGAUCUCUUCGCGCGAGCUGUUAUUAUUAUUUCUACUCGUUCGAGCCCCGAACGCUCAGAGUCGGGCCAGAGCUGGUUUCGUCGAGGAAGUGUUCCGCGUUGCCAAACGCCGUUACUCCGUGAAAAAUCCAAUUAUCCCUGCCCCGCCACGCACACACGUCCAUCUAUCAUAUCUUUUUUUCCACGUACAUACGUUCCGGCUUUCGUCGACCACGUCACGGUUCGUCCCGUGCCAAAUAACACGAGACGUCCCGUGACGUCACCGGGGCGUCGCGAAUUCCUCGGACACUUUCACGUGUUGUUGAGACGCGACGGAAGUGCACAGUGUCUUUUAACCCUUUUGCACUAUUUUCAUGAAAAU
Colletes gigas is the source of this 2606-nucleotide messenger RNA. RefSeq names its product pre-piRNA 3'-exonuclease trimmer-like. Gene Ontology annotation, molecular function: RNA binding; poly(A)-specific ribonuclease activity. Bases 205 to 1812 code for a protein of 535 amino acids. The record is from RefSeq and is a predicted model, not a curated record. Gene Ontology annotation, cellular component: cytoplasm; endoplasmic reticulum. The transcript has 12 exons. Lineage: Eukaryota; Metazoa; Arthropoda; Insecta; Hymenoptera; Colletidae. Gene Ontology annotation, biological process: nuclear-transcribed mRNA poly(A) tail shortening.